GUGUAAACAAACCAAUUGGCCUGCACAACAGCCUCUUCACCCGCCUCUUCACGACCGCACAAUCCCCAUUUGACAAGCCCGCUCUGCGCGAUUCUUGCUGGCAAUUGUCUGGCCCAGCCUGUCUCACCAGUUCUCGUGCGAUUGAUCAAUUGGUCGAUUGAUUGUUCGCGACCAUGUCGGUCAAGGUCGAGCGGGAUACCGUCCGAAAGGUGACCGAGUCAGUUGGCGAUGGCGCUUCUGCCGCAGCCGCCGCAGCUGCCGGUGCUCCUCGCGAUGGCCCCCUCCCCGGAACCAGUGGCAAGCACCCUUUCGCCGCCGCCAUUGGCACGGCCCUCACGGGUGGAAAGAAGAAUGCCGGUACCAAGGGCUACUUGAUGGCCUACAUUACUGAGCUCGAGAAGAACCCGCUGCGCACAAAGAUGCUCACAUCCGGUACUCUCGCUGGUCUCCAGGAGUUCCUCGCUUCGUGGCUUGCCAAAGACCGUAACAAGCAUGGCCACUACUUUACUUCACGGGUGCCCAAGAUGGCUGCGUAUGGUGCGCUCGUCAGUGCACCACUCGGUCACUUCUUGAUCUGGCUACUACAGAAGGCCUUCAAGGGCCGCACGAGUCUAAGGGCUAAGAUUGUCCAGAUUCUCGUCAGUAACUUAGUGAUUGCACCAAUCCAGAACUCAGUAUAUCUCGUGGCCAUGGCCCUCAUUGCUGGGGCUCGCACAUAUCACCAAGUCCGCGCCACCGUUCGUGUGGGCUUCAUGAAAGUCAUGAAAGUCUCUUGGAUUACGUCGCCUAUCUGCCUUGCUUUCGCUCAACAGUUCCUGCCCGAGUUUGCCUGGAUGCCCUUCUUUAACUUUGUCGCUUUCGUUAUUGGUACGUAUAUCAAUACCGUCACCAAGAGGAAGAGGCUCGCUGCCCUGCGCAAGAAACACUUCGGUGACGGCCGCCCAACUUCCAUGGGACCUCCCCCUCCUCCUCAACGACCUGAAGACUACCCUCCUAUCGGACCUAACCCUCCUUACUAAACGACCAACACUACGAACUGGUAAAGAUAUUGUAUAAUGAAGUAAGCUAGCACUUGGGUAAAUUCUGGAAAGUAUCUAUGACACUCAGUAUAUUUCGGACAAUAUGUAGUGUUAGAUUACAUGGGUUCUGGGUAGGGGGCUGAAUGUGUUGGACAGACGAUCUAUCACGCUCGGGAAUAUUUACAGUUGUAUAGUUGAUUUUGGCCGCUUUUCCCACACCAAUUCAGUAUUUCUUAUAAAGUAUCUAGGUA
This is a messenger RNA of Xylaria bambusicola, 1270 nucleotides long. RefSeq lists its product as uncharacterized. The record is from RefSeq and is a predicted model, not a curated record. Gene Ontology annotation, cellular component: cytoplasm; membrane. The transcript is spliced from 3 exons. The coding region runs from base 174 to 1019 and encodes 281 amino acids. NCBI's taxonomy places the organism in Eukaryota, Fungi, Ascomycota, Sordariomycetes, Xylariales, Xylariaceae.